Messenger RNA from Lactuca sativa (garden lettuce), 870 nucleotides. NCBI's taxonomy places the organism in Eukaryota, Viridiplantae, Streptophyta, Magnoliopsida, Asterales, Asteraceae. The record is from RefSeq and is a predicted model, not a curated record.
AUGUCCAAAGGCAACAAGUACAUUUUAGUGGCGGUAGAUUAUGUAUCCAAGUGGGCAGAGGCACAAGCUUUGCCAACUAAUGAUGGUCGGGCGGUGGUGCGGUUUUUGAAGAAACUAUUUUCGAGAUUUGGGGUCCCAAAAGCUCUUAUUAGUGACCGAGGCACUCAUUUUGCCAAUGAUCAACUAGAGAAGGUGCUAAGGAAAUAUGGGGUAACCCAUAAAUUUUCUACAUCCUACCAUCCACAAACUAAUAGACAAACCGAAGUGACUAAUAGAGCUUUUAAGAGGAUCUUGGAGAGAUCAGUGGGAAGCAAUCAGAAAGAAUGGUCGGACAAGCUAGAUGAUGCACUAUGGGCCUUCCAAACAGCUUUCAAUACACUUAUUGGUACUACACCAUAUAGGCUAGUUUAUGGAAAGCAAUGCCAUUUAUCGGUGGAGAUCGAGUAUAAAGCUUUUUGGGCUUUAAAAUUGUGCAACUUCAACAUGGCGGAGCUCAAGAACAACCGGCUAAUGCAAAUGAAUGCUCUUGAGGAACUUAGGAAUGAUGCCUACACUAGCUCUCUAAUUUAUAAAGAGAAAACCAAGAGUUGGCAUGAUAAGAGGAUCAAGGACACUAAAGAGUUUCAUGAAGGGCAAAAGGUGUUGCUUUUUAAUUCAAGACUCAAACUUUUCUCGGGCAAACUCAAGUUAAGAUGGGAUGGUCCUUUUAUAGUGAAGAAGGUGUUUCCACACGGUGCUAUAGAGUUAUUUUCAAAAGAUGGUACCCCUUUCAAGGUCAAUGGACAUAGAGUCAAAAGGUAUGAAGAAGGAAUCCCAAGAAAUGACGGCGUGGAAGAAGGGCUGUUGCUAGGAGGAAAUGCAGCAACGUAG